GGAGGAGGAGGAGGAGGAGCUGGAGCUGGUGGCAAGAACGUAGCGCAGAGCGGAGCAGAGCAAGAGCAGCAGCAGCUUACAGCGUACAGGAGACGGCGCAGGGAGGGAGGGCAGGGGAGGGGGAGGGGAGGGGAGGGGAGGACGUAGAGCAGCAGCGGAACGCUUUCUCUCGCCCGAGCAGGGAGACGAAUUGGACUCGGCAGGAGCAGGAGCUGGCGCCAUGGAAUUUUACUGUAGUCGUCGGUGAUUGAUUGUUGAUUCGAUUCGGAGAGUUUCUGCUAUGGCUGCACGGAGCGAUCGUUGCGCAGCAGCAGAGCGAACGAGGCGGACGAAAACCUGAGGAGAAAAAAGGAAUCAGCUGAUUUCAUGCAGUUUCAUGCAGGAUCUAGGUAGUGAGGAGUGGGCGAGGAGCCACGGGGGCGCAUGAUGGCCCUUGCUAGGAUGCGUCGAGGCGACGAUGGUUGUGGCAGCAGGCAGCGUGGAGGAUUCUUGAGGUCUGGAAAAUAUUUCGCAGUGGGGAGGUGGUGUAGGUCGGUCGAGGAAAUGUCCUGCCUACACGGAUUGGAUGUACAGCAGAAGGAGCAGGUCUGCGCAGUUCGGAGCCAUGCACGAUGAUUGGCGCGACAGUUGAGCUUGGGAUGCAGGUUUUAGGGUAGUUUCGGUCGUGGAUUUCUGAGCUUGGGGUUUGGAAAGGAAAAAUCUUGAAGGGGUAGCAAUGUUUGGGAGGGGUCGGUGGAUUGUCGGGCACAUGCGGCUGGCCCUCGCUGCUCCUGCCCCUGCUCUUCCAGUUCCUGUGUCGACGCUUCACACAUGGGCUGUGAUUGUGGCGGGAGUGUUCGUCCUCAUAGCUCUAGCUCUGUCCACCUUCCUCAUGUUUGAGCAUCUCACGUGCUAUAAAGAUCCAGAGGAGCAAAAGUGGUUGGUUGGACUGAUUUUCAUGGUCCCUGUAUAUACAGUUUCAUCGUUUUUUUCGUUGUGGCACCCAAAGUAUUCAUUAGUUUGUAACAUACUGGGCAAUUGCUAUGAGGCGUAUGCUUUAUACGCGUUUGGAUGCUACCUUAUUGCCUGCUUAGGUGGCGAGGAGAAGGUAGUAGAGCUUUUUGAUAGGGAGGGAACGAAAGGUGCUCGCACGCCUUUAUUAGAGAAUAAAUCUGGGAAAAGAGCAGAUGUGGAGCAUCCGGUACCUUUAAAUUGGUGCAUUGAGCCCUGGGAAUUGGGGCAAGAUUUCUAUACAGCUGCAAAGUUUGGUAUUGUCCAAUAUAUGAUACUGAAGACUUUCUGUGCCUUGUUAGCACUGCUGUUGAAUCAAGUGAACCUGUACAAUGAAGGCGACUUCCACCCUUAUGAUGGGUACCCUUACAUCACUCUGGUACUGAACUUCAGCCAAACCUGGGCUCUUUAUUGCCUGAUACAAUUUUAUGGUCAGACACACGAGGAACUGAAGUCUAUCAACCCACUCGCAAAGUUUAUCUGCUUCAAGUCGAUUGUUUUUGCGACCUGGUGGCAGGGCGUCAUGAUAUCUCUCGCUUUCGGAUCUGGAUGGUUCAAGGUCGACUCCGAUGUUUUCAGCGGAAAGUUUCAGACUGGUUUACAGGACUUUCUCGUUUGCUUUGAAAUGGCGAUUGCAGCUAUUGCCCACAUAUAUAUAUUUCCAGCAACUCCUUAUCAGAUGAUGGGUCAGGACCGGAGGCGUGGUAGUGUGUCAGUGCUUGCUGAUUAUGCAUCGAUGGAUUCCCCUUUGGAUCCUGAGGAAAUCAGAGAGAGUGAACGAUCUACAGUCAUGAAGUUCCCGCACAAGCAGGGAGAUAAAGCUGGCGGGACAAGUGUUAGGGAGAGUGUCCAAGACAUAGUGAUUGUUGGAGGUGGUCAUGUUGUGCAAGAUAUGAAACUGACUGUGCACCAAGCUGUCGAGCCAAUGGAAAAGGGCAUCAACAAAAUCAACCAAACUCUCAACCAUUUGCCAUGGGGCAAACACAGGAAAGAAAAGGAGAAGGAAAAGACAAAGCCUAGGACAAUGAGUAAAGAUGACCUCUUCAUCUCUCCGCAAAGCAGUUUUGGACAGCCAGUAAGAGGUAUUGACGAUCCCCUACUUGCUGGAAGUAUGAGCGAUAGCGGUGUAAUUCGAAAGAAGUCUAUGUCGUAUGGCAGUGGAGCAGAGAGCAGUGGGGAGAGCAGUGACCAAGGGUUAGGCGGCUUCAGAACAGGAGGUAAUCGAUGGACAGUCAAAAAGUGAAAUUGGUGACAUCGCUUAGAUUACACUUGUACUUACGGAACUUUUCAAAAUUUGUGAUCGCUCCUUGAAUGUUACACAGUACACACAAGCUCUAUGAGGGCAUGCCAGCCAAAACUUUCAACAAACAGUGUGCCCCCUUGUACACUAGAAAAUAUAUUGUGGGUAUCAACGUGUGCCAGGAUUGGCUCUUAGUCGCCCACCGUGACCUUUUACUCUUGCAAUCACUGGUUGAUUUCGAUGUUGUUUAAGAGGUUUGUACAUUCUACACACCAAGUCUCUAGCUAGCAUUGGAACUUGCUCUACUCCAGUUCUAUCGAACAAGUUUUCUGACAUUGAGAAACUGUAGUCUGCUUCAUCUACAGGCAGUCGCAUGUUUCUCAAGUUUAGGUCUCCCAGCUUUGCGCUGUUCACAGUCUUUUACUUGGUCAAGAAUUGGACAGAGUACAUCAAAUUUUGUUUGAACAUUCCAUCAAAACGUGUAUUCGUGAAUUUGACGAGUUGUUUCACGUCGAUUCAGCAAUUUUCCUGAAUAGCAUAGAGUCUGCCCUCUCUGCAAGAACAAAGUUAGUGGAGUACUUCUCGACCUUUCUUUAUGGACUUGCUCUUUAAAUUUGUGGACGAAAGUUGCUAAAUCUAAGGGGAAUUUCGCUCAUCAAAAGGUUUCUCUGGAAUAAAUAUGCCCGAU
Marchantia polymorpha subsp. ruderalis is the source of this 2918-nucleotide messenger RNA. The record is from the annotation of a GenBank genome assembly. Lineage: Eukaryota; Viridiplantae; Streptophyta; Marchantiopsida; Marchantiales; Marchantiaceae.